AUGGGGGCGGGGGUCAGGGGUCAGGGGUCGGGGGAUGAAAUGGAAGUUCUGACACCUUUGCUGAUAUUCUUCAUCGUGCCUUCACAAUUGUCCAUCCUACAAGCAAAUGCUUUGGAGAACAAAGACGCCAACGUUCUGACAGAAGAGCGAGAUGGCAUGCUGGUCGCAGGGAUCGUCCCUCACCAGUGGACUCAAAACAUAUCAAACACGGUGCCUCCUGGUACUCUCCCUCCUCCUUCUUACCAAUGGCCUGAUCUCGAAGCCCUCAGCACAACUGUGACUCCUGAAGAGCAAAAGUCCAUCUCACAGGUGGAAGACGUCCUCGUCGAGGUGAAGCGGAGUCUGGAUCGUUAUUCUGAGCACGUUGGUCCAAAUGCGCAGGUCCAAAGUGCCAGGAAGGCUGCAGACGCAACAGCAACAAGCGCUCUCGUUGAAAGCGGGGAGCCCGACCCAACUAAAGUGAGCGAGCCUUUCGUCAAACUACAAAAGAUCCGAAGCGGCAAAAAUAUGACUAUUCAAAAUCGCAAGCAAAACGGAAGGAGAAGGGAUGUCAAAAAAACAAACGGAACGAAGAAGACUAAAAAGACAGAGCGUUUCCCAUACUUCCUGGAUAACUACUGUCCUCCGGAUUGUGCCUGCUAUGGAAGGGUGGUCCAGUGUUCGGACAAAGCGGUGGACAAAAUCCCGUAUGGCAUCCCCUACAGCUCCCGGUACAUCCUCCUGAUGAACAACCGCAUCGACAGCAUUCAACUGGACCUCCUCCGGGGAUACGCCUCCAUGGAGUUCCUGGUCCUGAGCAAAAACCAACUCACAGACGACUCGCUGGAGGGGGCCUUUCAAGGCAUCCAGGCCUUGAAGCGUCUCUACCUGGAUCAGAAUCUACUGUCCAGCGUACCGACGGACCUUCCGGCUUCCCUUCAGGAGCUCCGCCUGGACAACAACCGCGUGAGGUUGAUGUCGCAGUCAUCUUGGGCUCGCUGUCCCGGCCUGUUGGUGCUGAGCCUCAGCAACAACAGUUUGGGCGACCCAUCAGGAUCCCUUCUAGAUGCCGUGCUGUCUCCCCUACAUCACUUGAGGACUCUGAACCUGGACCAGAACCAGCUGACGACUGUUCCUCUCUGGAUGCCUCUGUCCAUCAAGGAACUGUACCUCAGAGGGAACCUGAUCGAGUACUUUAGUGGCAGAGCAUUCAACGGGACAUCACAAUUGGCAAUUUUGGACCUUAGUACCAACAGACUGAGCAACAAGGGCCUGGCCAAAGACGCUCUUCUCAAUGCCCCCAACCUGGAGAGCCUCAACUUGGAGGGGAAUCGAUUCAAAAAAGUACCCCAACACCUUCCCUCCUCGCUAAAAUCGUUAAACCUCGAGGGCAACCUCAUCUCCGCUAUUAGAAGAAUGGAUUUGAACUCUUUGCCGAACCUGGAACAUCUGGGUCUGGCCCGGAAUAAGAUCUCCAAAGUAGCCCCGGGCGCGUUCCGGAGUUUGCCCGUCCUGCACCAGCUAGACCUCUGCUACAACGCCUUGCGCCAGGUUCCGAGGCAGCUACCGCGAGGCCUCCACUCGUUGGUGCUCACUCACAACCGGAUAGAGUCGGUGCCCCGGGACGCCUUCUGCUGGGGUCGGCUCGGCUCGGGCCUCAGCGGGCUGGUCCGAGUCCAGUUGGGGAACAACUUGAUGGACAUGGGAAAGCUGGACUCAAAGGCUUUCAGGUGCUUGAGGGGAUUCCAGGUUGUGCACUUCUACUGA
Syngnathoides biaculeatus (alligator pipefish) is the source of this 1746-nucleotide messenger RNA. Its product is annotated as wu:fc23c09. Gene Ontology annotation, molecular function: protein binding. Bases 1 to 1746 code for a protein of 581 amino acids. The record is from RefSeq and is a predicted model, not a curated record. The transcript has 4 exons. Lineage: Eukaryota; Metazoa; Chordata; Actinopteri; Syngnathiformes; Syngnathidae.